AUGGAUUACUUCAACAACGUCCCCAAUCAAAGCAAGCCACCAGAAGAACGACAGCCCUCAUCCCCACCAUCCGGUACCUCACCAUACAAUAAUGUCUCCAGCUCUACUUCUCCGCCCGCAGCUCCCACCUCAAGCAUGGGACCCUCAAGCUCCCCAGCUCCCCGCAUCAGAAGGCGCAACCGCAUGAUAACAAGUUGCCUAGAAUGCCGUCGUCGCAAACUUAAAUGCAAUAAAUCGCAUCCGUGCACCAACUGUGUGAAGUUCAACCGAGACUGUAUGUUUCUGGCCCCGGCUCUGGAUCAAGCCAGCCAGCUCAAACUCACGGAGAUUAAAGAGAAAGUCGGGUCUCUAGAGCGAUUGCUCGAGCGCGAUGUGGCGAAGAAUGCUCAGGCCCAGGCUCAGACUCAUGAUAGAGCGUUGCCGGAUGAUGCUGAUGAUGAUCUGCCGGCGAAUGAAGAUGAAAAGGAUUUGGAACCUACGCCAUUGGCAGUUCCGGAUGCUGCGUAUGGCGAGGAUGGGGAUGAUGAUGAGUUGCUGGAUCUGGGGAUCCAGAUGGGGAGGAUGAGAAUUACGGAGCGGAUUGGGGGGUUCUUUAGGCCGAAAAUUGCUGAAGAGACUUUGGAGGAAGAGAACAUGGCUAGUCCCAUGUUGCCCUCGAUGUUCAAUCGGGAUCGUCCCAAGAACAAGGCUAACCCAUAUUCCAAGCUUCAAUAUACCGUUGAUAAGUCAAUCGCAUCUAGGAACAACGAGCAAGACACUGGGGAUCCAGCCCCUCCUUUUAUCGCAAACCCAUUACCACCUGCUUCUGAAUGGUUGAAGCCAGGCCCUUCUUACAUUAUGCCCUCAUCUGGGUUCUUUUUUGGGAAUACAAGCCAUCAGGCUUCACUUAUCGACUUCCUACCGUCGCGGCUGGCAGCAGAUAGACUUAUCAAGCAAUACUUCACUUGCGUGCAUACCAUUGCACAGAUUGUACAUAGGCCAACUUUCGAGAGAGAAUACGGUACCUUCUGGGAUGAGGUUUCACUGGGAAUCGAACCUCAGACCUCUGUACAAGCUAUCAUCUUCGCCGCUAUGUUUUCGGGAGUCGUAAGUAUGGAUGAGUCUGUAAUACUUAGGGAUUUCGGUGUCUCAAAAGCUUCAUUGAUCGACAACUUCAAACUCGGUACAGAAACUGCUCUUGCACGGGCCAACUUUCUUAGAACUACAAAGAUCGAAACUCUUCAAGCGUUCGUGAUGUAUCUUAUUCCUCUUUGUAGAGCAGAGUUAUCCAGAGCCCAUUCUGUACUUCUAGGAGCUGCAAUAAGGAUGGCAGAGUGUAUGGGACUUCACCGAGACGGAUCGACUUAUGGGAUGAAUCCUUUAGAAACACAUGUUCGACGACUUAUUUGGCAUCAGCUUUGCUUUUUAGACAUUAGAACAUGCGAAGCACAAGGACCGCGGCCAACAAUACGAAGAGAUGAAUACGAUACUAAACUUCCCCUAAAUGUUGACGAUGCUGAUCUUCAUGCAACUGGCCUACCUCCAGCACCUGCAGAUCGAUGGACAGACGUCACUUUUUCUAAGAUGCGUUUUGAGAUAUAUGAAAUGACAAGAACUAUUUGGGUGGACAGACCGAGGAUAGAGCGCCGUAAAAUAAGUCUCACUGCGGUGCUUAGCAAGAUCGAGACAUUCAAAAGCAACAUGGCUGCCAAAUACGACCACAUGAUGGAUGACAGGAUACCAGUGCAGAAGUGCGCAAAGCACAUUAAGGCCUCGCUUCUAUCCCGACUAUAUAUCAUGGUCCUCCAUCGAUACCACAACUCAGUUGUCUCGCCCAUGCCCGAUCGACUCCGGAACAUCAUGCUUAUGACCGGAACGACACAUCUCGAAGUAUCCAUAGCAUUAGAAACGCUACCUGAGCUUAGAAACUGGAAAUGGUAUCUAGGCGCUAUGCAACAGUACCACGCGGCUUUCCUACUUCUCAUGGAGGUCUACGCAUACCCGAAACGCAAAGAAGCCGAUCGGAUAUGGGCGUGUCUGGACUACAUCUUCGAAUGCGACCCCAACGAGAAUCGCCACACAAAAGGCCUUCGAGUCCUCUCGGAACUGCAGCAAAAGACAGCUAUCUACCAAAGUAUGCGAGGCAUGCGAGCGCCCGUGCAAAUGAACAAGCAUUUGGGGAUGCGAUCGCGCGUGCAAAGCGAUUCGCCGCAAACUGCGGAAAAGGGGUUAGUAUACGGCGUAUCCCGGAGUGCCAGUGAAGAGAGCGAGGCAGCUCAGAGAAUACAACAAGUGCCCGUUUCUGGUGGGGGAUCUAUAUCUAUUGGCAGGGCGCCGGUGCCGGAUGUGGUGUUUGCGGGCGUGUCGAAUGGAGAGUCGUUGUGGGCGCUUCCGACGCAGAGGAGUCCGGAGGGUAGUGAUACGCUGAGCAAUCCGGGACAGGAACCUAUUACGCCGCUGAUGACCGACGCGGGGACCGAUGAUUUGAUGGCCGAUAUUGAUUGGGGUGAGUACUAUGCUUGGGACUAG
Messenger RNA from Lachnellula hyalina, 2508 nucleotides. RefSeq names its product Bikaverin cluster transcription factor. Lineage: Eukaryota; Fungi; Ascomycota; Leotiomycetes; Helotiales; Lachnaceae. The transcript is spliced from 4 exons. Gene Ontology annotation, molecular function: DNA-binding transcription factor activity, RNA polymerase II-specific; zinc ion binding; DNA binding. The coding region runs from base 1 to 2508 and encodes 835 amino acids. The record is from RefSeq and is a predicted model, not a curated record. Gene Ontology annotation, biological process: DNA-templated transcription; regulation of DNA-templated transcription.